CGCUAAGAGAAAAUGUGAUCAAUUUCUCUCCUGGUUUAUUGCUAUUGGUAAUCUCUAACCCAAAUUGCCCUCUGUUGCAGUUUGUGUAUCAGCUAUUUGGAGUGGAUUAAUGUGAGUCACUGGUGGUGGCAAGUGUUCAAAUCAAUGUUUAUUAAUGGUUUCUUUAAGUGUUUAAAGAUUAAGUCAUUAACAUAUUGAUGAACUUUUCCCAAGUUGCCCAAGGAGAAAUGAGCCUUUUAGUGGGGUGGCUGAAACCAAGCCAGUUUCAACACUGAGGUGGAGAGUCAAUGUUUUAGCACUUUGUUUUAGUACUUUCGUUUUUUUACAUUAGUAUUGUUUCUGGGGAUUUUGUCAGUUUUUGUUAUUUUUUUGAAUUCUGUACUGCAGACUGAACAUAGUUAACAAUGAUCACAAAGAUUUCAUCUGUUUUAGAAUUGACUCAUUGCGGAUGAUGUGUAGCUUUUAGACUCCAUAUCCAUUUACCUUUUGGUAAGAAAGUACCUUGGGUUUAUCUAUUGUCAUAGCGUCUGAGAUUAUUGGGAUAACCCUGUUACGUUGAAUCAACGCCUCCUGUGUGCCUUUUAAUCCAAAAGCCAUUUAAUCCCGACGACGGUGCCUGCGCUCCCAGCAAUACCGUCAGUCAGGGUACACUCACUCACUCACCGCAGAUUGAUUUUGCCAUUCGACGACGACCCGCCACAGCCCUUUGGCUCACCAUGGUAAUUCCCUCUGGCACCUGAUAAGUUGAGAGAAUUAUUUCUCCAAAGCACCACUGGGUUCGAUUUGGAAAAUUGGUGCAUUGAUUUAAACUCCUUAUUUGCAGUUAGCGUAUGUCUCCAGCAUUUGUGUGCGCAACUUAUGGUCAUCUCGAUUUCAAGAACAUUUCUUCAUGUGGAUAUUUUUGAUGUACGGGAUCUUCUUGGCUUGACUGCAAAUAACGGAAAUAAGAAAACGGAUCUCAAACGCAAGGAUUUCAUCAAGGGACUACAACACCGGGGGAAUCGAACUGUUUCGCACGGACGUUGGUUUCCCCGUGUCCGUUUCUAGCAUGAUGUCAUACCUAAAACAGGCCCCAUACGGAAUGAACGGAAUGGGGCUCAGCGGUACGGCUAUGGACCUCCUGCACCCAUCCGUGGGGUAUCCUGAUCGAAAUGGCUUCGAAGAGUUUCCAUUGACAGGUUUCUAUUCCAUUUCAGCGCAUCCGAGGAAACAGCGGAGAGAAAGGACAACUUUUACGCGCACUCAGCUGGACAUUCUGGAGUCCCUCUUUGGCAAGACGCGCUACCCAGACAUUUUCAUGCGAGAAGAGGUUGCACUGAAAAUAAAUUUGCCAGAGUCUAGAGUUCAGGUGUGGUUCAAGAACCGGCGAGCUAAGUGCCGCCAGCAGGCCCAGAGCGGAAAUAGUGCCAAAGUCCGUCCCGCCAAAAAGAAGUCUUCUCCAACCAGGGAAAGUACAGGCUCGGAGAGCAGCGGCCAGUUUACCCCUCCGGCAGUGUCCAGCGCCGGUGCCUCUUCCUCCUCUUCAUCCGCCUCAUCUUGUGUCUCCCACCCCUCCGGACACGGGGGCCCGGGUCUGAGCAGCACUUCUACUUCGGUCACCGCCCCGGUGUCGUCCAUCUGGAGCCCGGCACCGAUCUCCCCGGCCCCCGCGCCGUCGGCAGUCCCAGACCCCGCUCCUCCCGCCAGCGCCUCCUGCAUGCAGAGGUCGGUGUCGGGCACUGGAGGCACGCCCUCCUACCCGGUGUCCUACAGCCAGACGGCGGCGGCCUACGGGCAGGGGUAUCCGGCCUCGGCGGCGGCGGGAUCCUACUUCGGAGGGGUGGAGUGCAGCUCGUACCUGUCCCCCAUGCACUCCCACCACCACCCCCACCACCCGCACCAGCUCGGCCCCAUGACCAGCUCCUCCAUGUCCGGCCACCCGCACCACCACAUAGGUCAGACGUCAGGGCACCACCACCACCACCACCCCCACCCCCACCAGGCCUACAGUGGGGCCGGUCUGGCCUUCAACUCCUCAGACUGUCUGGAUUACAAAGAACAAACGGCCUCCUCGUGGAAACUCAACUUCAACACCGCCGACUGCUUGGACUACAAAGACCAGGCGUCCUCCUGGCGGUUCCAAGUCUUGUGACUCCGCCCUCCCCUUUUCAAAGAGUUUUUUUUUUGUUUUGUUUUGUUAACGUUUUUUUUCUUCGUUUUUUCUUCGAAGCAUUGACAAGUUAACUAACAGUAGAGACGAUGAUCAAACUUUUUUUAAGUUAAUGUUUGGAAAAUUAUAUUAAUGCACAGAUUAAAAAAACUGUCCAGGGGGCUUCUUCUUUGACCAUUUUAUGAACCUGCUUAGAACAAGCUUGUAUUGGAUCCAUUCACCCAAUUCUUUGGGAUAUCAAGGAAUAUUUUUCUACACAUGAACUCCAACAAGCUAAGAGUAUGUAGUUUUGAGUCAAAAUUCCAGGAUGGAACCAGAUCCGUGUUAUGGAUUUUCCUUAAAUAUUCCCGAUUACAACCAAUUGAGGAAAAACACUCGUCAUGGGAUUUGUUUGAAGGAAAACAAUAUUGUGUUUGAUUUAUAUGUAUUUGAUAUAGCCCUACCAAUUAGACAUCAUUUAAAUACAAAAUUGAAGAUGCUGCUAUCGUUUUCAAUUUGCUCAUAUUCAAAUGUUAAUUCCAACUUGAAUAUUGUCCAUUGUCUGGACAUUAGUGUUGUAUUUUGGUUAAAUUGCAGCACUUGUUUAUAAGGUCCAUGAUUUUGCUAUUGUUCUUAAAUGGAAAAUGUGAAAUAGACACGCAAUGUCAGUAUUCCAAUGAAAUUUUAAAUGUACAUUCGUGUCUUUAUAAUAAAGAUUCUUAAAAAAU
Messenger RNA from Esox lucius (northern pike), 2856 nucleotides. RefSeq names its product homeobox protein OTX1 B. The transcript is spliced from 5 exons. The coding region runs from base 1049 to 2131 and encodes 360 amino acids. NCBI's taxonomy places the organism in Eukaryota, Metazoa, Chordata, Actinopteri, Esociformes, Esocidae. Gene Ontology annotation, cellular component: nucleus. Gene Ontology annotation, molecular function: RNA polymerase II cis-regulatory region sequence-specific DNA binding; DNA-binding transcription factor activity, RNA polymerase II-specific. The record is from RefSeq and is a predicted model, not a curated record. Gene Ontology annotation, biological process: multicellular organism development; regulation of transcription by RNA polymerase II.